AUGUCCGGUCGGGAUCGCAAAGCCAAAGCCGAGAAGGCCCCCCCGAAGCCUUCGGCCGAGGACAUGAAGCCGUCGGAACUGAUGGGGGCUCUGACGAAGAAGACUCCCUUCUCGUGCAUGUUCAGCUUCAUGCCCGACCUGGUGGAGCCGCCAUGUUCCAGCAAGCUAAUCGUGGAGCCGCUGAGGCACGAGGAGGUGGCGCGGUUCGCUCUCACUCAAGCGGAGCGCAACCGGCGCUACGGCCUGCCCGUGGACCUCGUCGACGCGGUCCCGCUGUCCGUCUUGGACUGCUCGGCGUUCCAGGUCCGCCCGGGCGCGAGCGAGCGCGACUUGCACCCCGACGACCAAGCCAUCCUCGACCUGGCGGGCGGCGCGAAACGCCGCAAGGUCGGCGCCGCGGACACCACGCUCGCCACGGGCCACGAGUGGAUGCGCGCCAACGUCCCGGGCCUCCACGUCGACGGCGGCGACUCGAUCGGCGCGCGCGCCCUCGCCCAGCGCCUCCGCGCCACCAAAGCCACCCGCGUCACCCGCCUCGACCUCGUCGGGAUCAUCGAAGAGCAGUUCGAGGCUGCGCAGCGCCCCCCGAAGCACCCCACGAAGCCGGACCUCGAGCCCGUGGAGGUGCACAACAUCCUGCCCGACCUGCGCGGACUCGACGUGGCCGUGCUGCGGUGCGACGUGCACCCGACGCUCGACGCCGCGGCGCUCCGCGGCGAGCCCGACGAGCGCAGGCGGGCGCUUGCGCGCUCGGGGGUGUUUAAGAGCCUCAAGGUUGAAAUCGAGGGCUCGGAGGAGCCGCUGCCGUUGGUGGCGUAUCUGUGCAAGGAGGCGCCCGAGGUGCAGGACCCGGACGCGGCGAUCCCGGCCGCGGUGCUCGAGGGCCGCGCGACGUGGCUGCAGCACUACCAGCACUCGUACCGCAAGGACGGCCGCGUGCUGCUUCGGGCGGACCCGGACGGGACGGUGCGGUUCACCCAGGUGCCGCGGCUCACGGAGCUGCGACGGAUGCGGCAGACCGACGACGACGCGUUCCCGCGGCCGCGGCACGUGUCCAUCAAGCGCCGCCGCGUCGACGACGCCGACCUGGACAAGGCCGAGCGAGCGAGGGACGCGAUGUUUGGGGAGAUGCCGGAGGGUGCGGUGCCGAUGGUGUGGCAGGAGCUCGCCGAGGCGGACUUCGACGAGCUGCCGGACAGCGAGAGCUCGGAGGACGAGGACGAGGACGAGGAGAUGGAGGAGCCCGACGCGCGCGAGGCGGCGCCGGCGCCGGCGGAGGAGGAGGAGGAGGGGGAGGAGCUUGCAGGGGGUGCCGGGGAGGGCAAGGAGGGCGCGGCGGCGCAGCCCGAGAACUCCGAGGACGUGUACGCGGCGUACUUCGGGGCCGGGGACGACGAGGAGGACGACGACGAGUACGAGGCGCCUGCCACGCCGCAGCACAGUGGUGGGGGCGGGGGCGACGAGGGCGGGGCGGCGGAGGAGGCUGGGGAGGCGGGGGAGGGCGGGGGCGGGGCCGGGGACGAAAGCUGA
Messenger RNA from Pedinophyceae sp. YPF-701, 1530 nucleotides. The record is from the annotation of a GenBank genome assembly. Lineage: Eukaryota; Viridiplantae; Chlorophyta; Pedinophyceae.